AUAAGUGAUUUAUUGAGGAAUAUCCGUGGAAAGAUAAGACGUCGCAUCCAGAAAAGUACCAAGCACUUGAAGAUGGACAAGUUAGAUAAUCAAGCAUAUAAAAAUUGGACGUACGCGGCUCUUGUCAAAUAGUGGCGCUUAUCGCAUUGCUCAGUCGUGUUAGACCAUUCAAUGAGAGGAUAUCAGUGGUCACAAUAGAGUUUGAGUUUAGACCUCGUGUUUGAUUAAAUCAACAUACUCUGAGGCGACUUUUACUUUGGCUUUAACGGUUUUCUGAACGAGCUUGGCUGCAAAUUUGUUUUUUGCCAACAAUGGGCAUAAUAAGACAAUGGAUCCUUUGGGCUGUUACUUUCAUCGGUCUUUGGGGAAGUACGCUGCAAAGCGACAGACAACCUGAUUGGUGGGAAACAACGCUCAUGUAUCAAAUAUAUCCUCGCUCCUUCAAAGAUUCCAACGGAGAUGGAAUUGGUGAUCUCAGAGGAAUUUAUGAAAAGUUGGACUACAUAAAAGACAUUGGAGUUGACACGGUUUGGAUUCAACCUUUUUACGAGUCACCUAUGGUCGAUAUGGGUUACGAUGUUUCUGACUUCGAGAAAAUUGACCCCAUGUUUGGCACGAUGGAGGACUACAAAGAAUUGGUCCGAGGAAUCCACGAUAGAGGAAUGAAAUUGGUAGUGGACUUCGUUCCGAAUCACAUGAGUGUUAAAAGUGACUGGUUCAGGUUGUCAGAAGAUGGCGUUGAACCCUACAAGGAUUUCUUCAUUUGGAACAGUGGGAAAACGUUAAAUGACACGCACACUACUUAUCCGAACAAUUGGCUCAGCGUUUUUGGGGGCAGUGCUUGGACGUGGAGUGAGAAAAGGAAACAAUAUUACUACAAACAGUUUGCACCACUGCAACCUGAUUUAAACUACCGCAGUCCCGUGGUCUACCAAAAAAUGAUGGAUGUUAUGAAGUUCUGGCUGGACACAGGGGUGGAUGGUUUCCGUAUCGACGCGAUUAAGCACGUGUAUGAGGCCUCUCAUUUGAAGGACGAGCCGGUGGUGGGUACGCCCUCAGGAACCGGAAAUGAUUUCGAAAUGCUCGACCACAUUUACACGAUGGAACAACCCGAAAACUAUGUAUUAACGCACGACUGGCGACUCAUGUUGGACGAGUACUCAAAGAAAGAUGGCAAAACUAGACUUUUAGCUACAGAGGAUUAUGACACUCCACAAAAACUGGUGAAAUACAUGGGAAAUUCUUCAUAUCCGAAUGUGCACCUUCCGUUUUUCUUUGGAUUCGUUCGAUGGGAUAUAAAUAAAAAUGCGAAGCAGCUGAAUAAGAUGAUUCAAGAAUGGACCCACACACUGCCAAAGGGAGCUCUACCUAACUGGGUGUUGGACAAUCAUGACAACCCACGAGUGAGUUCCCGAUUCACUCCGGAGAGUGUUGACGCGUGGAAUAUGAUGGCACUUUUACUGCCGGGCACGGCGUGCGUCUAUUACGGAUCUGAAAUCGGAAUGGAGGACAGUCCGGUUCGGGAUGACCAGAGGAAAGAUCCUAACAACGGGGGAAUGGGCAGGAGCGACUCCCGGGAUCCUGAAAGAGCCCCCAUGCUCUGGGAUGACACCAAAAAUGCUGGUUUCACGACAAACGACAAACCAUGGUUACCGGUGAAUCCCGGAUACUGGCGGAAAAACGUAAAAGUCCAGCAGCAAGAUCCCAACAGUCAUUUGAACAUUUUCAAGCGACUUUCAGCUUUGAGAAAGACUCCCAUAAUUAAAGAGGGCACUCUCAACUCUUAUGCACUCAGCGAAUGGACCUACAUGUUCACAAGAUCACACGAGAAAGAAACCAUUGCAGUAUUAGUGAACCUUGGAACAGAACCAGACCCAAUAUGUGCAAAACGACUGGAAUCAUCACUCCCUGAUACAAUGUUCGUCCACACGAGCAGUAUAAAUUCCGGCUUGAAAAUAGGGGACAAAGUGAGAAUUUCUGAGGCUGACCGACCGGGACAAGUCUGCACUGAGCUACGGCCGAGAGCAGGAGUGGUUUUGAGUACGAGUCACGGUGCUCUCCUGUCCUAUUCUCUAUACCUCAUUUUCCUGACGACAGCCUCAACUCUAUUAAGGUGGAAUUGCUAUUAGAGGGCUGACGGACAAGUCUGCACUGAGCUACGGCCGAGAGCAGGAGUGGUUUUGAGUACGAGUCACGGUGCUCUCCUGUCCUAUUCUCUAUACCUCAUUUUCCUGACGACAGCCUCGACUCUAUUAAGGUGGAAUUGCUAUUAGAGGUACCAUGUAUGUCUUCAUCAACUGAAUCUCGACUAUUCCAAGGAAUACAAGGCAAUGGACCACUGCACGAGGUAAACGAACUUAAGCAUUCUCAUACGUGUUCCUUGACCAGAAUUUAACGUAAAACACGAUUCUUGCAUAGAAAAUUACUGAAAUCAACUCCUAACUAAGAUAAUAACGGUUUGAUUUUACAUUGGUUACGGAAAAUUUGAAUUACCCGCGCGGUCACAAGAAACAUAAUACGUUACGCGUGAGUCUAAUAGCGCACUACAGCGGUUUCAGCAGGCUUCACAGUCUAACAUUGUUCAUUUCCCACCCUUUAUUGUUGAAAGUGUAAACUAUUUACUAUAUAUAUAGCUGAGCCAAAAGCGUCAAGAUUGAGAUUGCCAUAUUUUUGUAGACUGCCACGGUAACGUUUUGUUUGUGAUAUCACGUACGUAGACCAUUGUUUUCUUGAGCGAGAGGUUUAAAUUCACUCGUCAAAAAACAUUAAAUUCCUUGGCUAGAAGUCAAUUUCAGUAAUUUUCGUUGCACGAAUCGUGUUUCACGUUAAAUUUUGGUUAAGAGACAUGUAUCAGAAUGCUUAACUUCGCACCUUGUCUAAUGGUCCAUUCUUAGGAAUAAUAUGUAUCUGAGAAGUGCGUAAGAUAGUACUCGGUAAGCUGUUUUAUAGAGAAGUUUCAGUUUUGUUUUUCUUCCUCGUUGGCCCGAUAUUGAAAAGAAAAACAAAUAAAAAGAGAAAGAUGGAACAAGGCAGGGAAAAUCAAUUCAUGGCACCUGGUGUAAAAUUCUUAGCAUUUAUGAGUGCCAGCUUUGAAUGUCCAAGUUAAAGCACUCGAAUCCUCUGUUUUUAAUGAUCACCAGUUUUCAAUAAGAUUUUGUAUGGAUUCAUAAUUUGACGCACAUGAUGUUUUAUUAAUUGUUUUCCUUUCUUUUGAAAGAAGAUUUUUGAGAGCGUGCGCAACACAGGAUUUUAAGCGUUAGCUCGCUAAAUGUAUACAAGAUUAACAGAUAAGUGAACGAAUUCUUUUCGGCAGGAACUAAGAUUCUUUCUAGCACAGUUGAGAGGGUUGAGUCUGUGUGCUUUUAAAUGAAAGCAAAAAUAAGAACGGAUAAGUAAGGGAGCUAAUUAUACAUAAACAAUGAGCAGAAAAAACAAGGGAAAAAUAAUGAGAUUCUUUCCUUAGAAAAUGAUAGACUGAAGUGAGUUUACUUCUGAAUUCGGACAAAAGAUCCGCACGAGACAAUAUAAAAGAGGAAAAUAUAACCGGUUGUUCCUUAUAGUUAGUGGAAAAAGCAUUGAGAGCCAUAUCUGAAUUUUUGACUCCUGAUUUUGUAAAUACUGUUUUAGCAAUUAAGUUUUGCAAGGAUAAUUUAUUUUUGAAUGCAUAUGUGAUAGAUUCAAGAUGAUUUUAACCUCGCUGCUAGCGAUGAAAGUUGCCAAAAAUUAUUUUGAAAUAUGUAGCAAGAUUGUAAACUGUCAUGAAAAUGAAAAAUAAACAUCUCAUAACUUGAAA
Messenger RNA from Bemisia tabaci, 3793 nucleotides. Its product is annotated as maltase 2. The record is from RefSeq and is a predicted model, not a curated record. Gene Ontology annotation, biological process: carbohydrate metabolic process. Lineage: Eukaryota; Metazoa; Arthropoda; Insecta; Hemiptera; Aleyrodidae.